AUGACAGACCCAAACAGCACGAGUUCAAACAAGAGACAGAGAUUGAGUCAUACUGUGACUCCGCCACUCAAGAGGCUGCCAAAGCUGCAGACCAAAGAGAGCGAAAAACAACCUUCUGAAAUGCAGUUCGCGAUUCCAACUCGAAAAGUGGCCGACCAUCUGUUGAAUCUGUAUUGGGAUUUCGUCGAUAGCGCCUAUCCCUGGCUUGACAGGCCUUCGAUUGAGGCCGCGUACGAAACACUGUGGACCAAGAACGCUCAGUUGUCUAUGAAUGAGAAAGCCCUGCAUUGCAUCCUCAAUCUGAUGUUUGCUACAUCUUGUGUAGCUUCACAGGGACAACCGCCUCUCUCCCGAUAUCAAUCUUCGGUGGAGUUCUUUGAAAGAGCUCAAGAGCUGAUGUCCUAUGAGCUUAUGGAUGUCUACAAUUUUGAGAUAAUUCAAAUCCUGCUACUGACGGCAGUGUAUCUGCAGCAUGACAAGAUGCCUCAAAAAUGUUUUCGAAAUAUCAGCACUGCAAUUCAUAUCGCCCAAGAACUUGGGUUGCAUAUUCCUGAAAACAUUGAAGUGAUUCAAGAUUCGCGCGAGCGCGAUCUUGCUCGCCAGGUCUGGAACGGAUGUGUUAUCAUGGAUAGGUAUGACAGCCGAAAAUCACGACACAGCUCGCAUGAACUAAAAGCAUAUAGAAUCGCGUCUAUGACAUUUGGGUGUGAUUUGAAAGUACCACAAUCCGUGGCAAAACAGGGAUUAAACUCACUUGUUCUCAAUACGACUGCUGCUAACGCUGGCAAUACCUCUCUGCCCUCGAAAGUGAACUUCUACAUAUCGUUCUGUCGAUUGCAUCAUAUAAUCGGAGAAGUGUUGGAAACUUUCUAUAUCUCCAAAGAAGCUUCAACGUCUCCUGGCUCGACCAAAGGAGCCAGUGGAGUCGCGGCAAAUUCAAUCCCUUUCGACAAAUUUGCAAGCUUGUUGAGGAUCGAGUCUGAUCUGAAGGAUUGGGCCGGUAACCUUCAUCCAUUCUUCAAAAUGCCGUCAGACUUCGACGAUCAAACACCAACAAAACACAUCACACGCGAGGCCAAUGUACUACGUGCUAGAUAUCUUUCCGUCCGUCUACUCCUUUUUAGGCCCUUUCUUCUACAUAUGAAUCAUCAAAAUUCCAAGGUUCCCUGUGAGCGCAGUUUGUACUCGGAUGGCCAAAUCAUGCAACAUGUCGUUUCGCACUGUCAGAUUCAAUGCACGCAAGCUGCAGCGGAUAUCAUUGAGUUCAUCACCAUGAACCUACCCGGGCAAACAGAAGCAUACAUUCUCCCGUCAAACUGGUACACUGUAUCAUAUGUGUACAUGGCUGUUACGAUUCUUCUAGCAGCUCAAACAUCAAAGCAAAUAGUCGAACAUUUCUCUGCGAAUCGUUUGAGGCAAAUUUUGCACAAUGCUCGUGAUAUUCUGAAAGCAUAUGAGAGCCAUACUACUCUAGCCUCGCGGUGCGGUUCUGUGCUUAGAUUGAUCGAAGAUAAUAUUGAUACGCAUGACUCGCUGAUGGCAACCGCGGCUGAAGUGCCGAGUGAGCCAUAUCGCGACGAAAAUUCAAUGCCAAAAGAGCCUAUGGAAAGACAGAAUCCGCGAAAGCAUUCGCUGGAUUUGGCGUGGGUGGAUAACUAUACAUUUGACUGGAAUGAGUGGCCGAUGUUCUUUGCGCAGCUAGACUAG
Penicillium olsonii is the source of this 1707-nucleotide messenger RNA. NCBI's taxonomy places the organism in Eukaryota, Fungi, Ascomycota, Eurotiomycetes, Eurotiales, Aspergillaceae. The record is from the annotation of a GenBank genome assembly.